CGGGUGCCGGUGCCCAAGAUGGCGGCGCUGGGCCCGUGGCUGUGGCCGGGGGUGACGGGCACGGCGGCGGCUCUGCUGCUGCUGCUGCUGCUGCUGUGGCGGCGGCGGCGGGCGGGCGGCGCGGGCCGGGUGUGCGUGGCGGUGCUGGGGGACGUGGGCCGCAGUCCGCGGAUGCAGUACCACGCGCUGGCGCUGGCCCGGCACGGGCGCGAGGUCUCGCUGCUGGGCUAUCUCCAGAGCCGGCCGCACCGGGACGUGCUGCGGAGCGCCCACAUCCGCCUGGUGCCCGUGGCCGAGCUGCGCGGGCUGCGAGUGGGUCCAAAGCUUUUCCAGUACGUCAUAAAGGUCCUUGUGCAGUCAGUGCAGUUACUGUAUACACUGCUGAGGAUAGAUCAGCCCUCCUAUAUUCUUCUUCAGAAUCCCCCGGGCUUACCCAGUAUAGCUGUUGCCUGGGUGGCAGGUCUGUUCUGGAGAAGCAAACUGAUAAUUGAUUGGCACAACUAUGGAUACACCAUAAUGAGCCUGAGUCAUGGGAGGAACCACCCGCUGGUGCAGAUUGCAAAGUGGUAUGAAAAGCUUUUUGGGCGCUUGUCUGACUAUAACUUGUGUGUCACUGAUGCAAUGAAGGAAGAUCUCUGGAUGAAUUGCAACAUAAAGGCAGUAACUCUGUAUGACAAACCAGCUUCUUACUUUAAGGAGACACCGUUGGACCUCCGGCACCGUCUGUACAUGAAACUCGCCCAGGACUACGAGCCCUUCCGAGCACGUGCAGAGCCUGUGGAUCCCAGAGCUGAGAGAUCUGCCUUCACAGAGAGGGAUGGCAGGGAUGGACCUGUGGUGGAGUCCAGGGGCCGGCCAGCUCUUCUCAUCAGCAGCACCAGCUGGACAGAGGAUGAAGACUUCUCUGUCCUUUUAAAAGCUUUAGAAGACUACGAGAGGUUUAUUGAUGAGGGGGCCAAGCUUCCAGCUCUGGUGUGUGUGAUAACAGGUAAAGGACCUCUAAAAGACUACUACAAUGGACUGAUACAGAAACUGCACUUUAAACAUAUCCAGAUCUGUACACCCUGGCUGGAAGCUGAGGAUUACCCUCUUUUGCUUGGCUCAGCAGACCUGGGGGUGUGUCUCCAUAAAUCAUCCAGUGGUUUGGAUUUGCCCAUGAAGGUGGUGGAUAUGUUUGGCUGCUGUUUACCUGUGUGUGCAAUAUAUUUUGAAUGUUUACAUGAACUCGUGAAACACAAUGAAAAUGGUCUGAUAUUCAGGGACUCGAGUGAACUCGCAGAACAACUGAAGAUGCUUUUCCUGGAAUUUCCGACCCUGGAAGGCAAACUGCACAGCUUCAGACAGAACCUCAGGGCCUCCGAGGAGCUGCGCUGGGACGAGAGCUGGGACCAGACUGUGCUGCCCUUGCUGGGGCACAAGGAAUGACUGUGGGGAAGGAGGGUGGCAAAGCUGAUACAUUCCUGGACUGCAGAGGUUUGAUAAACAGUGAAUAAACACUUUGUAUUGUCUACA
This is a messenger RNA of Corapipo altera (White-ruffed manakin), 1512 nucleotides long. RefSeq names its product ALG1, chitobiosyldiphosphodolichol beta-mannosyltransferase (gene ALG1). Lineage: Eukaryota; Metazoa; Chordata; Aves; Passeriformes; Pipridae. The record is from RefSeq and is a predicted model, not a curated record. Gene Ontology annotation, cellular component: endoplasmic reticulum. Gene Ontology annotation, molecular function: mannosyltransferase activity. The transcript is spliced from 13 exons. Bases 19 to 1425 code for a protein of 468 amino acids.